AUGAGUGCCAUUUCAAAGGUCCAAAUGAAUACUGCAGAAUAUGCUUAUAUUCUUCCUUGGCUUCAAUCUGGACCUAAAGGCAUUAAAAAAAUAAAAAAUCUCGAAAAAAAAUUUUCAGACGCCUCGCCAUGGAUGGGAUCAACAGGAGAAGUACUUCAACAAGUAAAAGAUACCUAUGCAAAUGCCGUAAUUGUUGAUGAUGUGAAUGGAUUUGACAAUGUUUUAGUUGAUACUUUUGUUAGCCGAAUAGAGAAAUUUGGAUUAGCUAAAGAAGACUUGGAUUUGAAAAUGGCCUCAUCAACAAGGCCAUCUGAAGGGAGCACACAAACGCAAACCAACACUUUUGCCUAUCUCCAUUUAUAUGAUUCGUUAAAAUUGUAUGCAUUAGCUGUCCGUAAAGUAAUGAAUAAAACUGAUGAGGCUAAUCAAACGGCUGCUGUACUUGAUGGACAUCAAAUUUGGAGUGCAAUGAGACGACUUUCUUUUGACGGUUCUAAUACUGGAUUAGUUCAAAUGGACGACUUGGCUGAUAGAGCGCCUCAAUUCGCUGCUUUCUUUAUUGCUCCAAACAGAGAAAAGGUUUUGAAAAUGGUACAGAUGACUACUUAUAGAAUUCCAAAUUGUGACGGAACUAUUAAUAGAACUGGGUGUUAUGAUUUGAAAUUGACUGAUGUAAUGACUGGUUUCUGGCCUUCUGAGAACGGGGCAAUGCCCCCAGAUGAACCAGUUUGCGGCUUCAGAGGUCAACGUUGUUCCUACACUGUAGAAAUUGCUGUUGGCGCAACUGUUUUAGCUUUAAUUAUGCUUAUUCUUUUACUUUGGUUGUUACGUCGACAUUGCCAAACCCGUGCUUUAAACAAAAUGCCUUGGCGUUUAUUCAGCGACGAUUUUCGUUUAAUUGACGAAGAAGCAGCUCGUUCUCUUCUUUCUAUUGGAAGUUCUAAUACAAAAUUGUCAAAUCAAAGUAUUGGGGGAAGCAAAAAGCACGCAAUACUUGGUGUUAAUACACACGCAACUUAUAGAAGAUUUAUACAAAAACAACCAUUAAAAUUUAAUAGAGAAGAUAUGGUUUUGUUGACAGCUGUAAAAGAUGCUAUCCACGAUAAUAUUAAUCCUUUCCUUGGAAUGGCCUUUAAUGAUAAAGAGGAAAUGCGGGGGAUAAACGAUCUAAAAAGGAAAAAGAGAAAGCAUUAG
Messenger RNA from Meloidogyne enterolobii, 1194 nucleotides. The record is from the annotation of a GenBank genome assembly. Lineage: Eukaryota; Metazoa; Nematoda; Chromadorea; Rhabditida; Meloidogynidae.